ACCUAAUAGAGUAUAUUGGUAGUCGUUCAUUGAUUAAACACCAUCUAUUACCAUUAUUACGUACGUUCUGUUGUUUCUUUCGUUUUUUUCUGUUUUUGUACUUUUAUUCUUUGUCUUUGUGCGAAGGCUUCCAACAUGCAUACAUGAACAAUUUAUUCAGUUUUGGCGCAGCACUUCGCCAGACAACUACAAAAAGCCAAAGAAAAAAAUUACUGUGAAAACAUACUAACAAAAUAUGUACAAGAUACAUACUAUAUAAAUAAUAAUAAUAAAGUUAGUAAAAAUAAGUUAAAAACGUUGUAUUUAAUUCGACGUUAGAACUAAAGUCAAUCAUUUGAUACAAAACUAUUAAAAUAUUACCGUUAAAGACGUGUUUAAAUUUGGUUAUUUUUUGUAAAAAAAGUGUAAUAAAAACAUAUUUCAAAUACCUAUAAGCAAACAAAAAGGAAUCAAACAACUUUAAACAUAUAAUUAAAUAAAAAAAUGGACUCUUUUCUGAGUCUUUUUGAUCCAAAUCAACCAGAUGAUGGUUUUGAUGAAGAACCCGAUUUACGUAACAGUAAUUCCAGUGAUUCAAAUACAAAUAUCAGUAGUGGUCAAAGUGGCAAUUCUGGCGGCAGUAGCAGUGAAAGUGAAUUGGAUAAUCGCAAUAAUAAUUCCAACAGCAACAACAAUAGCAGCAAUAAUAAAAAAAUAAUAAUUGAUUUUGAUCAAGGUAUAUUGCCACCCGAACCACAACUAGGAAAUAUUGAAUACAAAUUAAAGUUAAUAAGUCCGUCAAAACAAAGAUUUGAACAUUUGGUAACACAGAUGAAAUGGCGUUUGAGAGAGGGACAUGGCGAAGCCAUCUAUGAAAUAGGGGUAUCUGAUUCCGGUCAUCUGCAUGGUCUCAAUGAGAAAGACAUGAAUGCAUCUCUCUGUACGCUUAAACAAAUGGCCCAUAAAUUGGGCGCCAGUACAUCGGUAUUAAGGCGAAAAUAUGUGGCAGGCCGCAGAUCAGUAGCUGAAGUUUUGGUGCGAAAAAUACCAGAUGAUCAGCACAAUAUUGAAGUGAGGGUAGCUGUUUUAGGUGGUGCAGAUGCUGGCAAAUCCACACUAUUGGGUGUAUUAACGCAAGGUGAAUUUGACAAUGGCCGAGGAAGAGCACGUUUAAAUAUGUUUAGGCAUAUGCAUGAAAUACAGUCGGGUCGCACAUCCUGUAUUUCACAUGAGACUCUGGGUUUUGAUGCCCAAGGAAAUAUAAUUAAUUACAAAUACAAUGAAAUGAUGACAGCAGAAGAAAUUAGUGAUCGUUCUACAAAACUAGUGACAUUUAUGGAUUUGGCCGGUCAUCGGCGUUACAUGCGCACCACAGUUCAAGCUUUAUCUGGAUAUUCACCACACUAUGCCAUGCUAGUUGUGUCCGCCGGCGGUGGCUUUAAUGGUACUAGUCAAGAACACUUAUCAAUUGUGCGAGCUUUGGAUAUGCCCUUCUUUGUGGUCAUAACAAAAACAGACAUCACUUCUCCCGAGCAAACUAUACAAGAGCUUAAGAAUUUGCUAACCUCGAUCGGUUGUCGAAAAGUACCGUUUGUUGUGACAAACACUGACGAAGUUAUAUCGGCUGGUUCGAAUCAAUUUUCCGAAAACAUUGUACCCAUAUUCUGUGUAUCUAAUGUAACGGGCUCUGGCUUAAAUCUAGUCACUCGUUUUCUCUAUGUUCUUUCGCCUGGAGUUAGCAAUUCGGAAAAGGAACGCCUUGAACAGGAAUCAUGUGAAUUUCAUAUAGAUGAAAUAUUUCGUGUAUCUGAAGUUGGUCCAGUUGUGGGUGGUUUAUUGGUAAAAGGUGUCCUAACAGAAAAUAUGCCCAUGAAAAUAGGACCACUACCUUGCGGUAGUUUUCAUUCAGUUACUGUUCAUACUAUACAUCGUAAUAAGGCACCAUGUCGAGUAGUUAGGGCUGGUCAAAGUGCAUCACUAUCGUUUACACCAAAUCAACAAUUACCAUCGUUACGUAGUGGCAUGGUUCUACUAGCUGAUUCUGGAAAUAAUGACGAUGAGCCGUGUGGUACACUAUUUUUCCAGGCCAAAGUAUCGGUAUUAUUUCAUGCUACUGCCAUUUAUGUGGGAUUCCAGACAACUGUACAUAUUGGUAGUAUAAGACAAACAGCCAUUAUACGCGGCAUAAUGGGCGGCGAAAAAAUUGGCACUAAUGACAGUGCAUCAGUGAUGUUUCAAUUCGUUGGCCAUCCUGAGUAUGUACGUCCCGGCAUGCGAGUACUAUUCCGCGAAGGAUCUAACAAAGGAAUAGGCGUGGUAACACAAGUUUUUCCCCUUAACAAAGCCAUAGGACAACGUUAAAACGACCGCAAAACUAAAAUAAUUUUAAUUGUUACAAAGUACAUUUUAACUAAGUAGAAAAAAAAUAACUCUUAACUUAUACAGAAACGCCUACAUUUCGAAAUCCCUCAAACAAAUUGUACCUCAGAUAUUGUAGAAAAAAAUAUAAUUUUUUCACUUUGGACUUGAAUAUUUUUAGUAUAGAAUUAUUUUUUAUUUAACCUUAAAAGGAAUAAGCGAUUUAAGCACAUUUUAGAAAUGUUUCUCUUUUUUAUAAAGUUGUAAAAAUAUAUACCAUACAUACAUAGGUUUUUGUGUAUAGAUCCUGAUAAAUAUUUAAUAUUUUUUUCAGUAAAUUAAGGAAUUAAUGAAGUAUUUUUUAUUUUUGUUGUUUCAGUUUUUUACUGUGAUUUUUAAUUUAUAUUAAUACAGACAA
Messenger RNA from Lucilia cuprina (Australian sheep blowfly), 2755 nucleotides. RefSeq names its product GTP-binding protein 2. Gene Ontology annotation, biological process: translational elongation. Gene Ontology annotation, molecular function: GTPase activity; GTP binding; translation elongation factor activity. NCBI's taxonomy places the organism in Eukaryota, Metazoa, Arthropoda, Insecta, Diptera, Calliphoridae. The coding region runs from base 484 to 2340 and encodes 618 amino acids. The transcript is spliced from 3 exons. The record is from RefSeq and is a predicted model, not a curated record.